AUGAAGAUCCUGAUAACAUCAGACAACCAUCUGGGAUACAGAGAGUCUGAUCCUGUUCUGCUUGAUGACAGCUACGACACUUUUGAGGAGAUCCUAGGCAUUGCACAAAGAGAAAGGGUUGACCUAGUUUUGCAAGGAGGAGACCUGUUCCACGAAAAUAGGCCCUCCAGGAGCUGCUUAAACAGGACCAUAGGGCUUUUCAGAAGAUACUGCAUUGGAAACGAAAGAUCCGGGCUUAGAUCGAAUCUUGCUCUGAAUUUCCACGACCAAAACAUCGGAAUCUCGAUUCCCGUGGUAUCUAUUCAUGGGAACCAUGAUGAUCCAAGUGGGAUAAGCAUGGUGUCUCCGAUUGACAUUCUACAAAGCGCCGGGCUUGUCAAUUACAUAGGAAAGUACAAUUUGAUAGACAGAAUAGAUGUCUAUCCCCUGCUGCUGGAAAAGGAAUACAGGGUCGCCAUAUACGGGUUGGGGCACAUCAAGGACAGAAGGUUGUAUAGGAUGUUUUGUGAGGGAAGGAUUGUGUUCCAUAGGCCAGAAGAUUAUGACUCGUGGUACAAUGUUCUUAUAUUGCACCAAAACAGGAUUCCGAGAGAGAAGGAGCACUUCUCCUCGGAUCUUGUAGAGGGGUUUUUUGACCUUAUUGUGUAUGGACAUGAGCAUGAAAGCAUGGUGGUCAAGGGAGACUGCCUGAUACUCCAGCCUGGGUCUACGGUCAGAACAUCGCUAUGCGAAGGCGAAAGGCACGACAAAUAUGCAUAUAUCUUAAGGAUUGGGGAGGAGUGCACCCUAGAACACGUCAAGCUGAGAAGUGUAAGACCACUUCUGCUAGAUACCCUGAGGAUCGAAGAAAGGGAUAAUGUUGAGGAAAAGGUCGAGAAUAAGAUCAGGGGAAUGAUUGAUCUGGGAAGGAAGAAAGAGAGCCUUUUUAACAAGGAAAUUACAGCCAUAGAUGUUGACACAAAAAGAUUCAAAUGCAGAGGAGAUUCCAACGAAGCAUGCGGAGCAGGUCCCGUAUGUAAAGGUUAUCAGCUUGAGGAGAAGACCCGCAUUCCGUUGGUUAAGCUUAAGAUCGAGCUCUGCGGAGAUGAAGUACUGGACAAGCACAGAUUCAGCGCGCAGUUCAAGGGGCUAGUGGCCAACCCAAGCGAUAUGCUGACUAUAUCCAGAAAGACCCGAAGAAGAGAGGAGGUUGAAACUCAACCGAUGGCAGAAAGGGUUGAGAUAUCUCAAAUAUUAAGGAAGAUUCUUGGAAACGUCGAGUUUGGAGUCUUGAGCAGGCUUGGGUUCUCUGAAAGCCUGGAUGAGUUUGUAAAAGGAGACAGCAAUGCUUUCAUGGGAAUGGUCCGGAAGAACAUCGAAAAGGUUGUGAAUGCGGUUGACCACUCGUCGAUUGUGGAUGAAGAUGUGAUUAAGGCCAUGAAAAGAGCGAGUCGCGAGGAGGAUCGCGGAUAUGAGGAAGACCAUUUCGAGCCCAGGGCGGCUCUAGGGGUCCUUGAUGAGAUGGACCCUGGGCUUGCCAACAAAAACUUGAGGAAUGAAUACUCAUCCCGCCUCGGGGGGAAUAGUGAAGAGAAUGAGUCCAAGGCUAAGAAGAACUUCAAUGUGGAGGAUCUGCUAGGAAAGGAAUAUUUAAGCAAGAAGCUUAGAAAGGACAAGGAAGACUCUAGCACGGACGUUUCCUUUACGUUUUCAAAGUAUCUGUGA
Messenger RNA from Encephalitozoon cuniculi GB-M1, 1704 nucleotides. RefSeq lists its product as uncharacterized. Gene Ontology annotation, molecular function: manganese ion binding; 3'-5'-DNA exonuclease activity; DNA endonuclease activity. Bases 1 to 1704 code for a protein of 567 amino acids. Gene Ontology annotation, cellular component: Mre11 complex; nucleus. Gene Ontology annotation, biological process: meiotic DNA double-strand break formation; double-strand break repair via homologous recombination; double-strand break repair via nonhomologous end joining. The record is from RefSeq and is marked provisional. Lineage: Eukaryota; Fungi; Microsporidia; Unikaryonidae. The transcript has a single exon.